Chiloscyllium plagiosum (whitespotted bambooshark) is the source of this 3715-nucleotide messenger RNA. NCBI's taxonomy places the organism in Eukaryota, Metazoa, Chordata, Chondrichthyes, Orectolobiformes, Hemiscylliidae. The record is from RefSeq and is a predicted model, not a curated record.
GGUUGGCAUGGAGAGUUAGACCAUAGGGUCUGUUUCUGUGCUGUACAUCUCUAUAACUCUAUGAGUCUAACUAUGUGCUCAACCUAUACAACCCGCCCUCAUAGAACAGUCCCUCCAUAGCUAAUAUCAGCUAGUCAACUUUCUGUGCACUGCCCCCAAUGCCAGUACGAUUUCCUUAGAUAAAGGACCCAAACUGUUCCCAGUAUUCCAGCAGUGGCUCAGCAAAUGUCCUGUAUUGAUUUAACAAGGCCUCCUCUAUUCCCUUUGAAAUAAAGGCUAACAUUUAUUUGCCUUCCCUAUUACCCACUGAACCUGGAUACUAUUUUCUUGUGAUGCAGAGACAAAGAUCCCCAAGUCCCUCAGUUCUGUAACUUUCUGCAGCCUUUUCCCAUUUAAAUAAUAGUCAGCUCCUCGACUGUUCCUGCCAAAGUGCAUAAUUUCACAUUAUAUUCCAUCCACCACUUGCUUGAUCUGUUUAUAUCCUUCUGCAGACUCUUUGUAUCAUCCUCACCUCUUGUCUUUCUGUUUAUUUUAGAGUCAUCUGCAAACUUCGCAGUAAUGCUUUAACCGUCCACAUCCAGGUCAUCAGUAUGUGUAAGCUAUAAUUGUGGGCCCAGCACUGAUCCCUGAAUUACAGGCUGUGAUUCCGAAAAUUCCCCUCCUAUCCCAACUUGCUUUCUUGUCUUACUUUGUCAAUCCCCAUCCAUGUAUAUAUAACUACCCCACCCCCCUCCCAUAUCAUGGGCUCUUAACUUUAUAAGUAGCCUCAUGGGUAAUACCUUAUCAAAUGCCUUCUAAAAACCCAAAUAUAUUACAUCUACUGUUUCCCCCUUAUCUGUCCUGUUUGUUAUCCCCUCAAAGAACCCCUGAAAGUAAAUUUGUCAGGAUGAUUUCCCCUUCAUGAAGCCACACUGACUCUGCUUACUCAGAUUAUGUACUUCUAAACACUCUGCUAUAUCCUUUAUACAACGCCUCCCUAUUAACAGAUGUUCAGCUAAUUGUCCUAAUUAUGUUUUUCCUCUCCAUCCCUUUUUAGAUUAGGGUUUUAUAUCAGUAGAUUUUCAAUUCUCUGGGACUUUUCCAGAAUCUAACGAUUCCUGGAGGAUUACUGCCAAUAUACCCACGAUCUCUGUCCCUACUCCUGUAAGAUGAUGGGAGUCUCGACGUACCAUCCAGCAGCCCCCUGUGAUGUUCUGUUUUUGUUGUAUUUGAUUUCACAGCUCGUAUAAACCUUGUGAAACAGCAGUGAAAGAUAAUUACGCCCUGCUCGGCUGUCAUGUUGAUGAAAGUCAAACUGCCAGAGUGAACAACAAAGAUGGAGCUCCAGUCGGGUGCAACGAUGAACCCAGGCAUCAGCUCGAUUACAAAGCGUGUCGGAUUCAGCUCUUCAACGCCAUCUUUGAAGGAGAUCUGGACACCAUAGAUACCUUACUUGGAAAGGUCAAGGAAUCUAACGGCUAUCUCUCUCAUCAAAUAUUAAAAGAUCCAAACACUGGUCAGACCUGCCUGAUGAAAGCCUUACUAAAAAUAACAAACAAAGCAGAGGAUGCAGCCCAAGACUGCAAGACUGUGGAGAUUGUCAAGAAGCUAAUCUUCUUCUCAAGGAAGACUGGAGACCUGGAAGCCUUUAUCAAUGCAGCCUACACUGACAAGAUUUACAGAGGACAGACAAGUCUGCACAUUGCAGUGGAGCGCAGGAGGUGUGACCUGGUCAAGCUGUUGGUCAGAAACGGUGCCGCUGUUGAUGUCAUGGCCAAAGGAAGCUUCUUCCGCAACAAGAAACACAAAAAAUGUUCCUUCUAUUUUGGAGGCUUCCCCCUCAGUCUGGCUGCUUGUACCAACCAACUGGACAUUGUGACCUUCCUGAUUGAGCAUGGCGCAGACCCCCGGGCACAGGACCGGGCAGGGAACACGGUGCUACACGCCCUGGUAACCAUCGCCUACGACACGGUGGAAGCUCGGAGCUUUGUGACAGAGAUGUACGACUUUAUCCUGAUGAGGAGCACGGACAUAUCGCCCAGCGAGAACCUGGAGAAGAUCACCAACCUCCAGGGUCUGACACCCCUGCACCUGGCUGCUCAGACCGGCAAGAUAGGGAUAUUUAAACAUAUCCUGGGAAGGGAAAUAAAACAGAAGAAAUACAAGCACCUUUCCAGAAAGUUCACGGAGUGGGAAUAUGGACCGGUCUCUUGUUCCUUAUAUGACCUGUCUGGAGUCGAUACGAUUGAGGAGAACUCUGUGCUUCAGACCGUGGUGUACAGCAGCAGGAACAGGAACCGUCAUGAGAUGCUGAGUGUGGAACCCAUGAAUGAGCUGCUGCAGAAGAAGUGGGAGGAUUUCGGGGUGUACCUGUUCAUCGGCAGUUUCAUAUUCUACCUGACCUACAUCAUCACAUUGACCAUCGUAGCCUCUAACAGACAGGAGAGAAACAACUCCCUUGACCAAGAGCAGUGCUCCCAUCACAUUGGAUUCUUGAUCCCAAUAUCUGCGUUGAGUUAUCUACCCAAGCUCUUCCAGGCACAGAUUUAUCUAUUUUUAAUGGCUGUGUAUCUCUCUGUUAAAGAGGCAUCACAGAUGGUGUAUCUGAGGCGCUCCAACCUGCACUCUGUGCUGGUGGAUGGAUUCUUUCACGUGCUGUAUUUCCUCCAGGCCAUCCUGGUGAUCAUCUUCAACUCCUUGUGCUGGGCAGAAGUGGAAGGUUCCAGAAUACUGCUUGUAAUCGCACUGGCCCUGGGCUGGUUCAAUGUCCUUUAUUACACACGAGGUUUCAAACUAACUGGCAUUUACUGUGUGAUGAUAAAAAAGAUUAUCCUGCAGGAUAUCCUGCGAUUCCUCCUGGUCUACGCAGUUUUCAUUGUGGGAUUUGCAGCAGCUCUGGCCUCCUUAAUUGAGGAAUGUCCCACAGACAGCGACUGUCCGUACAAUGGAUUCAGUUCCGCUAUCCUGGAGCUCUUUAAGCUCACUAUUGGCUUGGGAGACCUGGGAAUCCAGAAACACUCCAGGUUUCCCAUCUUCUUCCACAUGCUCCUGGUACUGUACGUCAUCCUGACCUUUGUCCUUCUCCUGAACAUGCUGAUCGCUCUGAUGGGAGAGACCGUGACAAAGAUUUCCAGUGACAGUGAGAAGAUCUGGAAGCUGCAGAGAGCUGAGACCACUCUGCACUUUGAGAGAUCGCUGCCGAAAUGGCUACGGACCAGGUGUAAGAAUGGCCACAGCUUUACGGAGAUUACUGUUGGACUCACACCUGAAGGGAAGGAGGACAAACGGUGGUGUCUCAGGUUAAACGAGGUCAAAUGGAACGAAUGGGACACUCUCAUUGGCACGGUGACAGAAUCGCCAGAAGAGGAGUGACACACAGGGACACUCACUGCCAGCAGCGACACAGGAAAACUAAUAGACUGGCAUUUCUAUCGUGGCUUUCACACAACGCUGUUUUACAGACAGCACAGUGUUCUGGGCGUGAAGCCAUUGCUGUCGACCCACAGUAUCAAGCAGGAAGUAAUCAGCUUCUUGUUCACAUUGCGCAAGGAAUUAAUAAUCACCGGCAGAUCCAUUGCCCCACUAACUAUCUGCUCGUCUUCAAAGUAGGAAACUGGCAUCUUUUGUAUUCACCAGAGAAGGCAAAUUAAUUCGCACUGCGUCAGCACUGACCCUCCGACAGUGCGGCACUCCCUCAGCACUUGACCCUCUGACAGUGCGGCUCUCCCUCAGCACU